CGCCCAGCUUAGCUCUCUGCCCGCACGCCAACGCAGACCGACACCACAGUGCGAGCGCACCCCCAAUCCUCCUGUCACGCUAGUGCUCCUUCCUCCUCCUUUCUUCCUUCCCUGCUCGGAGCUCUCGACCUCUGCGGCGGCAUUUCUCCUCUUGCUAACCAAGCCAAGCAAACAAUGGGGUGCAAGGCGUGCCAGAAGCCCAAGGUGCAGUACCGCAAGGGCCUGUGGUCGCCGGAGGAGGACGAGAAGCUCCGCGACUUCAUCCUCCGCUACGGCCACGGCUGCUGGAGCGCGCUCCCCGCCAAGGCCGGGCUGCAGCGCAACGGCAAGAGCUGCAGGCUGAGGUGGAUCAACUACCUGAGGCCGGGGCUGAAGCACGGCAUGUUCUCCCGGGAGGAGGAGGAGACCGUCAUGAGCCUCCACGCCAAGCUUGGCAACAAGUGGUCUCAGAUCGCGCGGCACCUGCCGGGCCGGACCGACAACGAGGUGAAGAACUACUGGAACUCGUACCUCAAGAAGCGCGUCGAGGGCGGCGCGCAGGCCAAGUGCGCGGCGGACCCGGCGACACCCGCCGGUUCCGACGUCCGCGCCGGGAGCCCCAACCCCAGCGACAACGGUCGGGAACGCGCCAACCACCCCGCGAGCUCUGACUCGUCGGAGCCGGUCGAGUCGUCCUCGGCCGACGACUCGAGCUGCCUCACCGUCACCGAGCCCGCCAGGGCGGGCGCGGUGCGGCCGCACGCUCCCGUGCUCCCCAAGGUCAUGUUCGCGGACUGGCUCGACAUGGACUACGGCACCAGCCUGGCGGCGCUGGGUCCGGACGCCGGCGUCUUCGACGUGAGCGGGCGCAGCCCGGGGCAGGGCCUGAGCCACCAGGGGUCCGUGCAGGUGGACGGCCCGUGCGGCGCGGUGGAUUCCCUGCACGGGCUCGGCGACGGCGGCAUCUGCGGCUGGGGGUUCGACGCGGCGGUGGAUCAGAUGGACGUGCAGGGAGGAGGGUUCUGCGAUCUGCUCUCCAUGACCGAGUUCCUUGGGAUCAACUAGGUGUCAGAGUGUUCUUUUCCAACGGUUCGUCGCGAAGCAUUCUGUUAAUCUGUUUCUUCCGUAGGCGAAAGUGUAAAUUGUGUGGUAUACCAAUGUGCAGUUAAAUAUAGCAUGCAGAGUUUGAGUACAAAUGUGUGGGUUAGUGUGGAUUAUUGUCCCCUCUCCACGGUCGGAAUUGCAUGGGUUCGAGUUUAUUUUUCCAUCUAUUCAUUUAAACGAGCAGACAAUAUACUUUGUGCUAGUA
This is a messenger RNA of Setaria italica (foxtail millet), 1288 nucleotides long. Its product is annotated as transcription factor LAF1. Lineage: Eukaryota; Viridiplantae; Streptophyta; Magnoliopsida; Poales; Poaceae. The record is from RefSeq and is a predicted model, not a curated record. The coding region runs from base 175 to 1044 and encodes 289 amino acids. The transcript is spliced from 3 exons.